Molecule: messenger RNA, 897 nt
Organism: Lachancea nothofagi CBS 11611
Lineage: Eukaryota; Fungi; Ascomycota; Saccharomycetes; Saccharomycetales; Saccharomycetaceae
Source: the annotation of a GenBank genome assembly
AUGGAUACCGUGGGUUCGGAAUUGAUAGAGGAUGGAUGGUUUCGUGAAAUCAACGAAAAAGGUUUCCCCGGCCAAGGACUGAUGCUAAAAGUUGAAAGGGUGCUUUACCACUCGAGGAGCGAGUUUCAAGACAUCUUGGUAUUCCAAAGCUCGGCAUAUGGUAAUGUUUUGGUGCUCGACGGUAUUGUGCAGGCAACCGAAAGAGACGAAUUUGCGUACCAGGAAAUGAUAACUCACAUUCCGCUGUAUGCACACAAAAAUCCACGUAAGGUGCUAGUGAUCGGCGGUGGUGACGGUGGCGUGCUGCGUGAAGUAGUGAAACACAAAGGUGUCGUAAGUGCGACAUUAGUUGAGAUCGACGAAACUGUGAUCAAAUUAGCGCAAAAAUACCUCCCUGGCAUGGCCUGCUCUUUCAACCAUGCCAAGGUACAGGUUAAGCUGCAAGACGGGUUUGAAUUCCUUCGUAAUGUAGCAGCAUCCGAUGAGCGAUACGACGUUAUUAUUACAGACUCUUCUGAUCCCGAAGGACCAGCAGAGGCAUUUUUCCAGAAGGAGUAUUUCGAGCUGUUACAUAGCGCUCUCAACGACAACGGUAUUGUCAUUGCUCAAGCUUCCGAAAACGUGUGGCUGAAUUUGGAUUAUAUUAGAGAAUUGGUGAAGAGCGCAGGUGCGGUAUUUCCCAGGGCUCAAUACUGCUACACCACAGUCCCAACGUACACGUCAGGCCAACUUGGCUUAAUCGUUUGUGCUAAGAACAAAAAAAGUGAUCUAGAGCAUGCUAUUAGAGAGCCAACUAUCGAAGAGCAGUCUCAGAUGCGGUACUACAACACCGCAAUCCACUCAGCGUCCUUUAUACUUCCUACUUGGGCGUAUCAUAGAAUUUAUAAAUCAACUUAG